UGAAAGGAUGACUGAGGCGGUGAAAGAGUUUCUGGAGAGAAUGUGGCGUGCCAGAUGUACGAACAGUUACUGUAGAUGAUGCUGUUUGUUAUUUUUUUUCCCCUUCUACAGGAGUUGCCGAUCCAAAGGCCUGGCUUAAGAAUAAUCCCGAGCUACCUGUACCAUCAAGAUCAAGAUCGAGCGUCCAUAUCAGAUGACAGACCCUGAUGACAGCGUGGUGAGCGAGGAGGGGGAGUCAACCAGCAGAGUAGGGGAGCAUGACCCCUACUUUGAACCAGUGGUGACCUUGCUGGAGGUCUUCGUGGUUAGUGAUGAUGACCAGGAGGAGGAAAUGAUAAGACUGAGUUUCGAGGUCAGGCAGUACAAGCUGUUUCAUUAUCACACCUCUGAGUCGCCCCCACAGUGGAAGGAACGGGGCAUGGGGGCCAUUAGCAUUCUGAGGAACAAGCAGAAGAAGGCUGUGGAGUUUGUUCAGCGGCAGAAUUAAUGCCAGUGGCUGAGUUCAGAUCCUCCAAGACACACACACACACACACACACACACAGCAGCCCCUCCACCUCCCCACAGCCCUCCACAGCCCCUGACACAGCAUCUAACACAGCCCCUUCACAGAACACCACAUACCUCACACAUACAUAAGAACAUAAGAACAUAAGAAAUAAGGGAAGCUGCAAGAAGCGACCAGGCUUACACGUGGCAGUCCCUGUAUGAAAUAUACCUACCUAAUUCCAUCUGUUAUCCCCAUCCAUAAACUUGUUCUAAUCUUCUCUUAAAGCUCUCUAGUGUCCUAGCACUAACUACAUGAUUACUGAGUCCGUUCCACUCAUCUACCACUCUAUUUGAGAACAAAUUUUUUCCUAUCUCCUUCCUAAACCUAAAUUUUUCAAGCUUGUACCCGUUAUUUCUUGUUCUCCCCUGAUUGCUGAUCCUAAGAAUUUUGCCUACAUCCCCCUUGUUAUAACCCUUAUAUCACUCAAAGACUUCUAUCAGGUCCCCUCUUAACCUACAUAUCUCCAAAGAAUGUAAAUUUAACAGCUUCAACCUCGCCUCGUAAGGAAUACUCCUCAUUCCCCUGUAUCCUUUUAGUCAUUCUCCUCUGUACUGAUUCUAAUAGACCUAUAUCUUUCCUGUAAUGUGGGGACCAGAACUGCACAGCGUAGUCUAGAUGAGGUCUGACCAGCGCCAAGUAUAACUUUAAUAUUACUUCCGGCCUUCUACUUUUAACACUCCUAAAAAUCACACACACCACAAGAGCCUCACAAACAGUCUCACAGCCUUCACAAGCAGCCCCACACUCCACCACAGACACACCAGACCCACAGCCCUUUACCUCACCCACUUCCCAGCCCCCCACAGCCCCCCGGCCACCACAGAUGAAGUCAAAGGAAGGGACUGUGGCCUUCACCCCAGCCUGCCAGGACAGCUUACAGAGAGGGGGUAGUCCCAGUCAAGUCACAAAAUAUAGGCUUGGUUCUUCCUACAGUUUGAAGUCAAUGAUUGGACAGGCCAGACAACUUAGUGGCAGAGCUGAAGGUGGUCCUCGUCAGCUUCCUGGUGGCACAGGUGUAGGACGGCUGGGAGCAGUGGAGGUGCCUGAUGGGGCAGCUGUGCCGGGGAGAGGGGCUGCUACUGCUGCUGCUGCUGCUGCUGCUGCUGCUGCUGCUGGGGAGAGCCACACUUGUAUGACCCAUGGUUACUGACCUCGACUCAAACACCAUCAUGGCACUCUCUUCCCUGUUAAACUUGCCGGGAUCCAUUGUAAUGUAAGGGGUAUUGAAUGUGAGCGAUGAAACAAGAAGGUAGUGGCAAGGGGGAAAUGUACAGGGGAGCGCAGGAGAGACGCCUCUCUCCACUGUGCCUGACAGUCUCUCAGUGAUUGAAAGACUGAGCAUAACAUCUUCAGGGCACGUGGUAACACGGAGAGGAAGUGGAAGAAAGCUUGGAACGCUCCCAUAACUCAGGAGCAAGAGGUACACCAUACUGGAACCUUGUGACUGACAGGUGGCUGUGACUGCAGGAACCAAUUCAUAUCUCACUUGUGUUGGCUAACAUUCUGUCUGCAAUCAGUCCGGUAGUGCCAUGUUGCAGGCUCUGACGUCAGGAAGAGCCAAAUGGAGGGUGUGUCUACAGCCAGUACUGGGUGUGCUGCUGCUGUACAAGUGCCCCAAGCCAGCUGACUCCACCAGUGUAUUAUCUAGUCCAGGUUGCAUUGCUGUGUAUGACUUGUAUGUAUGUCUUUGCCAAUAAAUAAAUUUGUGACUACUAUUAUAUAUGUGAAAUAAAUAUAUAGUUUGCUAACAAUGUGCUGGUAUAGUGUAAAAUAAAUAUUUGGUGGUAACAAUUCAUGCCCUCAAGGUAAUAAAAAAAAAGUGCCAGGAUUGGCCCAAGGCCCAAAAAUAAAGUUUAAGGUAUGAUUUGCACAGAAGCCCCAUCCCAACGACACCAGUUGCUGGGACAGGGCUUCUAUGCGUUUUUUUUUGAGGGCAUGACCUGUACUCUGCCUGAAACUUUAUUUACACAAGAUGGAAUACUGAAUGUUUAUUGUUUUACUGUGAAUGUUAAGUGAAUAAAUACACAACAGGAUAAUAAA
Messenger RNA from Scylla paramamosain (green mud crab), 2589 nucleotides. Its product is annotated as ran-specific GTPase-activating protein-like. Lineage: Eukaryota; Metazoa; Arthropoda; Malacostraca; Decapoda; Portunidae. The coding region runs from base 194 to 487 and encodes 97 amino acids. Gene Ontology annotation, cellular component: cytoplasm; nuclear pore. Gene Ontology annotation, biological process: intracellular transport. The record is from RefSeq and is a predicted model, not a curated record. Gene Ontology annotation, molecular function: GTPase activator activity. The transcript has 8 exons.